CCGUUCUCCGUUCUUUCUCAGCCCAGCACCGUCGCCGCGGAUGAGCGCGUGGCUUGGACGAGCUGGUAAAAUUUGUCAUAAUUUUACCGAAGUCAGUCAGCUAAGAGUUUUACUCGAACAACGCCGACAUGCCGGCAUAUUUUCAGCGGCCAGAAAAUGCUCUGAAACGAGCGAACGAAUUCCUUGAGGUUGGCAAAAAGCAGCCGGCCUUGGACGUUCUGUAUGAUGUCAUCAAGAGUAAGAAACACCGAACAUGGCAGAAGAUCCACGAACCCAUCAUGCUCAAGUACCUGGAGCUCUGUGUGGAUCUGCGCAAGAGCCACUUGGCCAAAGAGGGCCUCUACCAGUACAAGAACAUCUGCCAGCAGGUAAACAUCAAAUCUCUGGAGGAUGUGGUUCGGGCUUACCUGAAACUGGCAGAGGAGAAGACUGAGACCGCCAAGGAGGAGUCUCAGCAGAUGGUCCUGGACAUCGAAGACCUGGACAACAUCCAGACCCCAGAAAGUGUGCUGCUGAGUGCCGUCAGCGGCGAGGACACGCAGGAUCGUACGGAUCGUCUGCUACUCACUCCUUGGGUGAAGUUCUUGUGGGAGUCUUACCGCCAGUGCCUGGACCUGCUGAGGAACAAUUCCAAAGUGGAGCGACUGUACCAUGACAUUGCUCAGCAAGCGUUUAAGUUUUGCCUUCAGUACACCCGUAAAGCCGAGUUUCGCAAACUGUGCGACAACCUCCGAAUGCACCUGGGUCAGAUCCAGCGACACCACAACCAGAGCACCGCCAUCAACCUGAACAACCCUGAGAGCCAGUCCAUGCACCUGGAGACCCGCCUGGUGCAGCUGGACAGCGCCAUCAGCAUGGAGCUCUGGCAGGAAGCGUUUAAGGCUGUUGAGGACAUCCAUGGCCUCUUUGCUCUCUCCAAGAAGCCUCCAAAGCCUCAGCUCAUGGCGAACUACUACAACAAAGUUUCUACUGUUUUCUGGAAGUCUGGGAAUGCUCUGUUCCAUGCGUGCACUCUCCACCGUCUCUACCACCUUUCAAGGGAAAUGCGCAAGAAUCUGACCCCAGAUGAGAUGCAGAGGAUGUCCACCAGAGUCCUCCUGGCCACUCUGUCUAUUCCCAUCACUCCUGAGCGUACGGACAUCGCUCGACUGCUGGACAUGGACGGCAUCAUCGUGGAGAAGCACCGCAGGCUGGCAACUCUCCUGGGUGUUCAGUCCCCACCGACCCGCCAGAGCCUCAUGAAUGACAUGGUGAGGUUUAACCUGCUGCAGUAUGUAGUGCCUGAAGUGAAAGAGCUUUACAACUGGCUGGAGGUCGACUUUCAUCCUCUGAAGCUGAGUGGAAGAGUCACAAAGGUGUUGAACUGGGUGAGGGAUCAGGCUGAGAAGGAGGCAGAUCUGCAGCAGUACGUUCCACACCUGCAGAGUAACACCAUCCUCCGGCUGCUGCAGCAGGUGGCACAGAUCUAUCAGAGCAUCGAGUUCAGCCGUUUGGCCUCCCUGGUGCCAUUUGUGGACGCGUUUCAGCUGGAGCGCUCCAUAGUGGACGCUGCGCGGCACUGUGACCUGCAGGUUCGAAUUGACCACACGUCUCGGACGUUGAGCUUCGGCUCUGACCUGAACUACUCGACUAAAGAAGAUUCUCCCGUCGGCCCGUUCCUGCAGAACAUGCCAUCGGAGCAGAUCAGAAACCAGCUGACCGCCAUGUCUGCCUCUUUGGCUAAAGCCAUCCAGAUCAUCAAACCCACCACCAUCUUGCAAGAGCGCGAUGAGCACAAUCAGCAGGCCAUCGCGGCGUACCUGAAAAACGCCCGCAAGGACCACCAGCGCAUCCUGGCUCGCAGGCAGACCAUCGAAGAGAGGAAGGAGCGCCUGGAGAGCCUCAACAUCCAGCGGGAGAAGGAGGAGCUGGAACAACGAGAAGCCGAGAUGCAGAAAGUCCGCAAAGCCGAGGAGGAGCGCCUGCGGCAGGAGGCCAAAGAAAGAGAGAAGGAGCGCAUCAUGCAGGAGCACGAGCAGAUCAAGAAGAAAACCGUUCGUGAGCGACUGGAGCAGAUCAAGAAAACUGAACUCGGCGCCAAGGCCUUUAAGGACAUUGACAUCGAGGACCUGGAGGAGCUGGACCCUGACUAUAUUAUGGCUAAACAAGUGGAGCAACUGGAGAAGGAGAAGAAAGAACUUCAGGAGCGCUUGAAGAAUCAGGAGAAGAAGAUCGACUACUUUGAGAGGGCGAAGCGCCUGGAGGAGAUUCCUCUCAUCAAGAAAGCCUACGAGGAGCAGCGCAUCAAAGACAUGGAGCUCUGGGAGCUCCAGGAGGAGGACAGGAUCAACAACAUGAAAGUUGAGCGAGAGAAGGCUCUGGAGCACAAGAACCGCAUGUCCAGGAUGGUGGAGGACAAAGACGGCUUCUUGUCUAAAAUAACCGCCGCGCGCAGCUUCAUUUACGAGGAAAAGCUGAAAGCGUUCCAGGAGCGUUUGGUGGAGGAACGAAAGAAACGCCUGGAAGACAGAAAGAGGCAGCGCAAAGAGGACCGGCGUCACGCGUUCUACCGCCAGAAAGAGGAAGAGAGGCAGCGCAUCCACGAGGAGCAGCUCAAGAAAGAGCGUGAAGAGCGGGAGCGCCUCGAACAAGAGCGAAGAGAGGAGGAGGAGAGGGAGUACCAGGAGCGUCUACGGAAACUGGAGGAGCAGGAGCGCACGCAGCGCGCUCGCCAGCAGGAGAUCGAGGAGCGAGAACGCCUCCGCGAGGAAAAGAGACGGGUUCCGCCGGAAGAAAAAGAGAAGGACUGGGGCGAGAAGGACGAGACGGGUUGGAGACGGCGCACCGAAGGAGGGGAAUCAGAAUGGCGGCGUCCCGUUCCUGACAGGGACUGGAGACAAAAAGGCCGAGACGAUGAUAAAGAAGACAAGCCUCCGUUCAAGGGAGGAGAGGACAAAGGACCUCAUCAAGGUUUUGAUGAGGAUCAAGGUCAACGUGGAACUGGCGAUGAUGAGCGUCCUCCACGCAGAGGAAUGGAUGAUGACCGUGGACCACGGCGGGUGUUUGACGAUGACCGCGGUCCAAGACGUGGCUUUGAUGAUGACCGCGGUCCAAGACGUGGCUUUGAUGAUGACCGCGGUCCAAGACGUGGCUUUGAUGAUGACCGCGGUCCAAGGCGUGGCUUUGACGAUGACCGCGGUCCAAGGCGUGGCUUUGACGAUGACCGCGGCCCGCGACGUGGCUUUGACGAUGACCGCGGCCCGAGGCGUGGCUUCGAUGACGACCGCGGCCCGAGGCGUGGCUUUGACGAUGAUAGAGGUCCUCGUAGAGGCCUGGAUGACUCCAGGCCUUCCAGGCGAGGAGCAGACGAUGACUGGGGCCCUAGAAGAGGAGGGGAUGAUGACAGAGUUGGUAGGAGAGGUAUGGACGAUGGUCCACGUCGUGGUGGGGAUGAUGAUGCCAAACCCUGGAAGCCCCUCGGUAGACCUGGUGGCUGGCGAGAGCGAGAAAAGGCUCGAGAAGAGAGCUGGGGACCUCCUCGUGGUGAGACUCAUGAUAGCGAUGACGACGGUGAAGGGGAGGAAAGGUCCAGUUUCAGAGACCGUCGUCCGCAAAGAGAGGAGAGCGGCUGGAGGAGAGGAGGCACAGAAGAAGGAGGUUGGAGAGAGUCUUUCAAAGAAGACACGGACCGCACCAAUCGUGACCGCGAGGAUCGCAACGUAGCACGCCGUGACCGAGACCGCCGCGAUGAUCGAGACAACAGAGGUCCACCCAGAGAUCAGGAAGAAGGUGGUGGCUCCUGGCGUCGAGGAGGUGAAGAUAGACAAGAGGACCGGGAUCGGCCCAGGGAGCGGGAGCGUGACCGGGAGGCUGAUGGGGAGAAGAGCGCUUGGCGUACUGAGAAGGAAGCUCCUCGUCGCACCAAAAACGAGACGGACGACGACGGCUGGACGACCGUUCGUCGCUGAGCAGCAUAAAUCUUAUUCCCGAGUCGUCCACAACGUUGAAUUAGUUGCUACCCAUAAUCUUUUGGUUUGUAGCUUGUAGUUUUCUUUGAGGUUUAUUUUAUCUUUCAUGUCAAAACAAUUCUUCGAACCCGUCUCCCCUCCACAUCUGAAACUUCGUUAAUCAGCUUCUCGGCCUCGGGCGAUCUUCUAAACAGCCCAGUGGUUAAAAGUUUUAUUCUUGCUUGAAGUCAAAAUAAACGGACCUGUUGGGACUUCCCUGCAAACCUGAAUAAUGAGAUAUUACAAACCCAUUCUAACAUCACUGUAAGCAUCUGUUUCCAUGAUGACUUGGUGGAUUAUACUUUAACAUCCAGCUUCUGACUGCUGCUGGUCUGAAACCAGUUUGUGUACAGAUGAAGCAUUUAUUAAUAAAGAUGUUUGCUCACCA
Nematolebias whitei (Rio pearlfish) is the source of this 4374-nucleotide messenger RNA. RefSeq names its product eukaryotic translation initiation factor 3, subunit 10 (theta) (gene eif3s10). The transcript is spliced from 23 exons. Gene Ontology annotation, biological process: formation of cytoplasmic translation initiation complex; translation reinitiation. Bases 129 to 3947 code for a protein of 1272 amino acids. NCBI's taxonomy places the organism in Eukaryota, Metazoa, Chordata, Actinopteri, Cyprinodontiformes, Rivulidae. Gene Ontology annotation, cellular component: eukaryotic translation initiation factor 3 complex, eIF3m; eukaryotic translation initiation factor 3 complex, eIF3e; multi-eIF complex. Gene Ontology annotation, molecular function: translation initiation factor activity; mRNA binding. The record is from RefSeq and is a predicted model, not a curated record.